UGUGAAUCAAUUAUAUGCAGCCGAACCGGGACCUACGAACAGCUUCACCUGCUUCUAAAAUCAGCUGAAGAAUACUUAUAAAGUUGGCGGGGGAAGAUAUUGGAAGAGAAGGGUGCUUUCUUGACGUGACAACUUUUUUACUUCAUGAAUCAUGAUUGAGCUGAUUAUUUUCAGUUGAUCUAGUUUUUCGAAUACUCAUCGUCCUGCUCCUGCUCAUAGUAAUCAUGAUGAACAAAAUGAAAAUCAAAAUGUCAUUUAGUACAACAUUUCGUGUUCUUUCAUUGUCUCUUCUGGUAGGCGUGGUUAGUUUGCAGGCUACGGUGGCCCGUCGUGUCGAUGACACGACGCAACAACCCGGUUCAGAGGCUGCCACUUCUGCGUCAUCUUCUGGCGGAAGAGCAUCGCCGCCCCAGACAAGAAAUCCCGAAGAUGCACGACGAAGGCAAGGACGAGAAGCUGCAGCGGUCGCUGCGGCGCGCCGUGCAAAGCUAGCAAACGACGAAAGUGUUGCUGAACUACAACAGCAGCGUGGUAUUAUAGGUGGAACAAGUAGCAGGAGUGAGCCCGAACAACAAGGAACAAGUGAAGGCACAUUGGCCGUGAACAACGGAAGAUCUGGUCAUGAUGGAGAAGCAGAUGAUCUCGCUAUCGGACCCGGGCUUGCCCUGGUGGGAUCUGAUGUAGGUUCCUCAGGUCAAGGAGGUCAAGAAGAGCAUGGAGUAGAUCAUACUGGUGGAGGGGCCACCGCCGCUGCUACCUCCAAUGCAGAAAACCCAAAUGGUGUCCUAUCGAGCACCAGCAAUCCAGAGACCAACAGCCUAGCCGUCGAAGGUGAAGGCCGUAGAGGUGAUCGUUAUACACAAGCGAGCCCUAUCGAAGGGUCAGAAGACGGAAACAGCACAAGACAAAGGGAACCGGCUGCGGGGGAGCAGGAGGAGGAGCCUAGUGGAGACGGGGAGUUGGAUCCAAGAAUAUCCGCACAAACGCAACGGUUAUCGACAGCGAUACAAAAUUUAUGAUCUUGGCAUUUGAAACGACGUCGACGAAGCUUAAAAGUAAGCUUUGUUUUCACUCUCGUCACACCACUCUCGUCACACUCUGCGCUCUUCAUGGCCAAAGAAAGCUGGAAAAGCACACCGAAGGCGAAGCAGUGCUGCAGAUAACAAAAGUAGUACUAGUACAGCAGUGAAAAGUACAUGUACUACAACAUGAACAUGGAAAAUUCUUAUUUCCCACAUGAUGUUCGAGAAAGACAAGUUGUCGGUCUUUUACAUCCUCCUCCUUUACCUCUAUCGCUCUGCUCUAAAGAAAAUGAAUGAUCCAUCCUUGAUGAUCGCUGACAAUGCUGAGCUACCUCCUUCUGCAGUGGUUUGGACCUCGCCAGGCGAUGUGGCUAUGGCGAUGCGAAGAAUCGGAGCGCGAGUCCGCACGGCCCCCGAUUACGACAUGACGCCUUCUCUGCUGGGAAGAGAGACGCGGAGAGAAAUCAUCGUCGUUUCCACUUACAUCAGAGAAAUGGUAUACUAUUGAUUCAUUGCUUUGUUUUCACUCUACUAGACUAUACGUGCUUUCACUCCUCCACCAGUCAGUGUAUACUAGUACUACUCCCAGAUGAGGUCCUGAUAAGAGGUAGAUGAACUGGAGGCUUAUAUUUUUUUGAAAUUGACCGACGAGAUUCAGGGCAAGUGUAUUCGAUUGAUUGCAGAUACAUCACGAAACUAUUUUUUUUUAGUAACCUAAUUUCGACGAAUUCAGCAGGUGGCGCGGCACCCGUUGCAGACCCCAGGCGAAACGAGGUACAGGAUGUACCUACCAGCAAGUGUUAACUUCGACUUUGCUGCCAUGCUGUUAUGAUAGCUGUGGGGGUUAGUAUUCAGAUUCACGGUGCCUAGAUGAAGUAGAGCCAGAAGUUGUAAUAAAUGCCUAUCAAGUAUUACUUAUACUUGAUAUAUCUCCAACGAUCAUCAGCGCAUAGAAAUGGUUACGACAACGGACAGAAGGUGUAGCUGUUGCUGCUCUACAACUUCUUCUACUUGUUCUAACUUCGCAGCGAGUUCGAGAACGACGUCGAGCAGAAAGACCAGAACAAGAGGGAGACGAGCGUGGAAAUUGUCUCAUUUUUUUCGGCGCAGACGACCGUGACGAAUACUAUGCGCAUGCACGCAACAACGCACUCUCUGGUGCACACGCGCAUGGCCUGCAAGUGCGAGAAAUCAUGAUUCGGAGAGGCGUGUACAAUUACAUACUAGAAGGAUAUUUUUGAAUGAUUCCAAUUUUUACCACCACCGGCUACAGCAGAAGUUCCUGGUGGUCUUGUAGUUCUCCUGUUACAGUAGUUCUAUGAUGUCAAUUUGCAUGAGGAUUAGAUGUCACUGCAGGUGGUCACAUUGGAAAUAAAAUAUAACCUCCAUCAGAUCAUACAUACUAGGUACAAUCCUCAGCAUUUGCGGGACGCCAUUCAAGACUGCGAAGUUUUGCAACUGGGUGGAGGCAAGCCUGCCCGAUUUGCUUUGAAUGUUUGGAAUUUGAAGAAUGACGACCCUGAAAUUUGGCGCACCAUGAUGGAGAGAAUCGACCAGGGGCGUUUGAUGGUGCUAGCGUACAGCGCGGGAGCGAGUAUCGUUGGCAGUCGAGCGGAUCACUGGCUUUACGAUCGCGACGAACCACUGCCCGCAGACUUCGCGGACGCGGAAGAAGCGAGAGAAGCUCUUGAAAACGGCUGCUUUAAUCUUCUCGGCGAGUGGCAGGUAACGAUAAUCAUCUAGGUCUACUAGCCUACAUUGAGAUUCAUCAAGUACAAGUACUUACUAACUUAACUAAGUAUCUAUAAAUGGUUCGGGGCCGGACGGUACCCCCCCUGUGGUCAUGAUCUAGUGCAUAUUACUUCUAAAUAGUAGCUGUAGUCAUCCGCUUUGUGAUGCAUAAAGAGAGAUACUAAUAUCUAUCAAAGAAGAUUGUGUGUACUAGUACUAGAUAAUGAACAUGUAAUACUAGACAACUGUCGUACAACUAUGCAUCUCCGAGAAGGCGAUGAAAUGCAUAGGUUUUAUAUUUCUCCAAAAAUUGUAUCUAGUCAUGAUCAUCCCUAUCUUCUUCUUCUUUUAUUUCCAAAACUAAAAAAAGUUUUUAGAGGACUCAAAAAGUGCAUUUUUCCAAUGUUGAUUGAACCAGGUGAAGCCGCACUUUAGGUUGUCACGUUUGCACGGUCGAGAGCAGGGCGAGAUUCCGGCUGUAGUUCCACCGAACGUUUGGCUUUUGUUGGACAACUUAAACGGCACUAGUGAGACGCCACCGCGCGCGAUUAUGAACUACUUGCAAAAUCGCGAUCGCGAAGUAGAACAGGGCCGACGAGAACCAGAGCGAAACCGCGCAGAGGAAGACCCACUAGCAUUGGCUACCACAACGUUUUUUCUACCUGCUAACGGGGAAGGAGAGGUACAAAUUGUAGAGGGGGCGCGACUUCGUCGUUUGGAGGCAGGAGAUGGGCAUCAACUUACUCCUGAACUUGCAAAUCUUCUAGGAGAUCGCGGUUUUCGAGCCCUUGCUGGAAUUAGUGAGGAGGAUGGUAGUAGCACUAGCAACGACGCUGCUCGUCCUCGUGGUAUUCCUAAUCUUGCUAUUGCUUCCGACGAUGACGAGAGUCCUGCUGCUGCUGCCGCCGCUGCUCCUUCAUCAGGGGGGUUUUUGGCUGGAGGUAACGUCAACGUCAUGAAUAUCCAAUCUCUUCAACACGAAGAUAACGCAGACGACGAGAAUUUGACAGAGGACCAGAGGGCUGAGCGCGCAGUUGCGCAACAAAAUCUCAACCUUUUUAUGGCGAAACAAUUGCCCCGACUGCUGCCGCGGAUCAUGGCACGGGCCGCAGCACAACAAGAAGCAGACCUGCAGACAGGGCGAACCCCGCAGGCGAACGGGCAAUUCAUUUUUAUGACCCUUAAUGGACCAGUGACACGACCAGUCUCACGAAGACGGGGAGCUGCGCCAGAACAUAUCGUAUCGGCCGAGCAAGCGGCCAUCGACGAAAGAGUACUUGCACAUAUUCGUGAUGCACCAGGUGAAGGAAACUCUGGAGGGCCGCAAUCAGGCAGGAGUAGUCCUCCUGAGGAUGCAGGCGGCGGCUUUUAUCGUCAACCGGUGCGCAACAGAAGUGAAGACGCUUCCGCGGCACCAGCAUCUCCUGCGGCUGUAGUAAGUGGAGACUCCUCUGCGACAGGGCAGCCAGCUGCUGAUCGACCUCCCCCUCCCCCUGUGCGCAUAGCCCUGCUCGGCGAGGUUGCGAUGGAGUAUCUCCUUGUCAGUGGCAGCAACCGGAUUGAAUUCAAGACAGCCGAUCCGUUGGAUUUUUUCGAUAUGCCUGCUGGCAACCCUGUACACACCGUUCGCGCAUCAGCAUCGGAUGCAAUUGUCAACCGCGGCAACCUGAUUCGCUUAUGGGUUGUCGGAGUGGUCUUCGUCUUCUAUUCUAUGGCCACUUUUCCUCGGAUCGUCGUGUUGAGGUUGAUGUCCUAGCUACUUAAUUAUUUUUGUGAAUUCAGCUAACUAUUCCAUUACCGUUUUUUUUGUUACUACACAGGAGCCGUUUACAGCUCCCUGUACUAGUUUCGCAGAAGUUCUUCAUGCGAUCAACACCUUCCUCGUUCCUCGUCUUCUCUAAGUCACGCUGCUUGUUGAUCUGCGUCUUUGUGACAGUGUGUGUGGUGCAAAUGCGUGGCGCGAGGCGACAGAAAGAAAUCCAGGCUGAGAUACAAAAAGAGAAAGAAAAGUGGUCUCAGUACUACACCAACCAGCAUGAUUCAUCUGGUGGAUCAUACUCCUACGACUUUCAUCCAGCAGCCUUCUACAACAAUGACUUCGAAGGCUCAGAAGGAAACCAGGAGUCCAAAAGUCGUGGAGGUGGCCCCAGCACAGCAGGACAUAAUAUUAAGGGUUAGAAGUACAAGCGCAUACUAAGUUUAAGUAAGUUCUACUUCUAGUUCGUUAAUACCAACCCUAAGAAGUUCUUCAUCAACAAGACAUUAAGGGCUAGAAAUACCACAUUUCACGAUCACGUCGCGCACUACAAUCCUUGACUCUUUUCUCAGGAAAAAGAGAUGCCACGGAUUUUCUAGAAGAUCUAAGAACUCUGUAACCUCUACGAAUGAUAACGAUGACGAGGAGCGCGAAGCCUUUUUGAAAAUGGCGCACUUUACAGCACCUGGGGAACAGAAAGAGGAGCCGAAGAUUGAGGAAAAGUAGGAAAUUGAGGAAAGAACGAAGUCAUGAAAUGGUAGAAAAUUUUGAUUUUACUUAUGUUGAGCUUGAUAGAAGAAGACAAAUCUGCAUGAGGAAAUAGGACAACUAAGUGCAUAUGGGAACGGGGAGGGAACAUGUACAUGCCCUUGCAACUGAAGUAAUACAGUCACAAGGAUGUUGAACUAGAAGAAGGUAAGUACCUCCAUCUCCACGAGCUAGAGUAUCACAAGAACAUGCUUCUGCCCACAGGACAUCGUUCCACUUCCAUCUUCUUUCCGUUUUGAAUUUGAUGAUUAGGUGUGCCGACGUGCUUUGUAUAGAGGUGCGAAAAUUCGUGUGGACUGGUUCUGCCUCAGAAAGCUACCAUGGGGACUAGUACUAUUCAUCCAAAUUAAUGAAGCUAUUAAUUUUUUUUUUUGGAAUACGCCGCACGGGCACGCGCACGGCUGAUGUGCAGCACUCCAAGGUUUGAAAUCUGAAGAGCAGGGCGAGUGCUAAAAGAGGAGCACGAGAAUUCCGUAUCACUUGUAGGUCGUUGAUGCGGGUGCGCGGCUUGUGUUUAUAAUUGCAGAAAAUACAAAAUGAAUCAUGAUUGAUGUUAAACAUUAAGGAAAAUAGAAUGAUUAUUCGUUGUUUACUUGUUUGCGCUGGCUAGUAAGAUUUGAUGUUACUAAGUAACUUGUUACAUUUAGUCUGAGAAACCAAGCCUGUGCAAGUAUAGGACGUAAUAGAUUACAAGUAGUGUUACAUGAACCUCCAUCUGGUUUUGGUUAUGGCAUCUUCAACAUGAAAAUGUCACUCAAAGACACAAGCCAGUUGCAACUUUUGACACGAUCAUACGUUGUACGACAUAGCGACUCGUCAUACAUUCUUGAUUUCAAGUCUCCGGUUUUUAUUUACGCGUAGCAAUGAUAUAUAUCAAAGUGAAGUAGUGAUUAUCAUGCUGAGCUUUCUCCACUGACACUGUGCUAGAGGCUCAUUUAUUUGAUCUGGUGACCAUUUGUUCUCUGCAUCACAUGACGUGCAGCGACCAUUUGUCUGCAUCAAAUGGCGUGCAGGUUGAUGCAUUUGAUUAAACAAGAAGAUGUAUAUUGAUUUUAAUAUUUAUAACAUUGUUUUGGACGCGGUCCCUAUUGCUAUCGCUAACAACAUGUUGCACUUCUCGUUGGUGCAGCUGUAUGUUGAUGGCUUCGAGGACCAUCAUUCAUUGAAAUUGUAUCAGUAUCAGGUAGUAUAGCUGUCGUUUCUUCUUCUACUUUUCCAUGAUGAAAUCCAGUCGACGCAGUCGCACCAGUGGUCUGAAGAUAGCUUUAUGAAACUGAUGCCUGAGGUGUCUGCCUCUUCCAAAGAACUGUGAAUAUGUACGGACUUCUCAGGGACUGGCAAUCAGAAACUGGCUGGAUGAAGACUUAUGAUAUACGAGGUCCGUGGAUCAUUUAGAAAAACUAAAACCCAACGAAACGAUCGAACACGGAGAAGGACGGUUCCUUCAUUAAUCAAUUUUAACCUAAUGAACACAAAGACAUAUACUACAACAUCUUCAAGAACCUCCACAGGAAGAUCUCCCGCGUCUGGAUGGAGUCGACGGCGACCGCACGGGUGGAACUUCAUGAGCACUGGACUUAUGACAUCAGAAGAAGCCGUGUAUCACUUUCAUAAUCAUGUUCAAAAAAUUUCUGAUUCGUUGAGUUCUUGACGACCACUGCACAUGUAUUCGAGCUCUUUCUGUACUAUGAUCAUCAUCCUUCGAGAUCGAGUUCUAUCGUAUCGAUUCAGGAUCAGCGAGGACAAGAAGUUCCGAAGCGUCGGCUGUCAUGCACUGUUUGAAAGCUGCAGCUUUGUGAAAAUUGGAAAUUACCUUGAGGCAAACUGGUCGCACUACAGUGGGUGGAGAUGCGAGGACUUGUUCAAUUAGACCACCGGAAGGCGCGGAAACGUGUUUAGCAGGCAGGCCAGCAAUACGCUGUAGGCGGUGCGUGAAAUACAAACUGGAAGUCGAUCGGCAACAUGAUAGCAACUCCUACUACUACUCCUCCUCCUCCUCCUCCUAAUCCUCCUACUCCUACUCCUACUCCUACUCCUACUCCUACGCAACUCCUACUCCUACUCCUACUCCUCCUCUUCCUACUACCUUGAAGCGCAUCAGUUUCCUCGCCCCGCAUCAUCGGAGCACAUGGAAUGAAUUGAAGAAAUCCUCAAAAGACUCGAGAAAAGGACGACGCAACCUUGUUGGUGUUGAAAAACUUCUCUAGGUAGUUGUCAAUCUUCUGAGUCUACUACUCCUACAUUGACACUGACAGGAUAUUAAUGAAUCACUUCAGUACAUCAAUCAUGUUCUUGUGUUCCUUCUCGUGUCCGUGUCUCUCUCGUCUCUGUUUGUGUUAUGUCUUCCUUUUGAGGACCCUCUACUCUAUUAUCUAUUCAUUGAUUUCAUACAUUUCAUCGUUUCUUCACAAAAUUGAUUCGUAUCGCUUGAGUAAGUUUCUUGUCACUUCUUUUCUCAGUUCCGUGUCGUUGUUAGUUUAGUCAAAACCUAUGUGGGUAAGCACCGUGACGAAACACUAUGACGCCGCGCGGCAGUCUGCGCUGAAAACUGUGCGAGAUUAAUUGUAUUGCAUUGCACCGAAAGAUCUAGACCGGUAUUUUUGUGUCUCCGUCUCGUCAGUUGAUAGAUCAAG
This is a messenger RNA of Amoebophrya sp. A25, 7910 nucleotides long. The record is from the annotation of a GenBank genome assembly. NCBI's taxonomy places the organism in Eukaryota, Dinophyceae, Syndiniales, Amoebophryaceae.